CUUAUCUACAGUAUCUGCCAACUGGACAGCAUGCGUUCAUCUCACAUCACAAUACACAAAUUACAAUAGAGCUAAGAACUGUAUUGAAUUUAUCUAUUGCCUCUCUGAACAUUACUACGAUUAUCAACAUUUUGUGGGGCACUGACACAGAGACAUGAACUAUGCUUUUGAAAGGAGGAGCAAUGUAAGUGGGGCCUUGGCAUGGUCAAGUUUGGGAACCCCUGGUCUAAAUAACAUCUUAUACUAUCGUCGCCUAGUCAGAUUGCUAACAAGUUUCAUUGGGUAUCAUCACAUUAAGCAUCACACAGUUGCUGCUGCUACUGCUACUACUGUGAUCUGAACUCAACUCUACUGCUGAUCAGCUGUAUUAUUCUCUCGGAAUAUCACCCAUACACCUUUCUUGUUUUGGUUGUUUGUGUGUGUAUCUUUCUUUAGCACAAAUUACUUUGGCUUUUGCUAUGUAUAACACAUGCUAUGUAACUCAAAGCCCAUGCCUGCCAUUAUUGAGCUAAGCAACAGUAGAACAAGAAAAUUAACUACAUUAUUUUAGGAGACCAGUUUUGAAAGACAGACAAAGUGAUAGACACAUUGAUACUGCAGGUGUACUGCAACAUGGACGUAAUUCAUGGCAUCUUGUCUAAAAUGUAUGUUUUCCUGCAUUGCCUGGCUCUCAACAACACUGUCUGCACUUAUUUCAAGUUCACAUAUUUACUCUCUCACAUUGGACACCCACAUCACACGAGGAAACACACUUUGAGGAAGUAGCCUGACAACCUCACGUUUCGUUAACAGCUUGUGGCUCAGGUUUGCGAAUACAAUCUUUGAAUUGAGUGCUCCUAGCUGCCAGUCACUUCACAUGGUUUAAUGGUGGUAAGGGGCAGUCAAUCUCACCAAUGUCACAGACCAGCAGAUUAUACAACUCCUCAGACAACAGCAACCAUAGUCUAACAUGCAGACUGCAGCCAGUGAUCUACCAGUCGGUGGUAUUUCCCUGGGUCUACCUCUGCCUGGCUCUCUCUGGCUUCGUGGCCAAUGGCCUCGUCUUGCAUCGCCUCAGGCGGGCCAAGAGGAAGCCCAUGGUCAUUUUCACCCUCAACAUGGUGGCGUCCGACAUCAUCCAGUGUUUCAGCCUCUUUUUCAGGAUGAGAUUCUACCUCGAAGCCGACCAAUGGCAAGCUCAGGAUCCCAUGUGCGGCGUGACCAUAUUCGUGUCGGUCACGGUGUUCUACAUCAACGUCUACUGCAACAUGCUGUUCCUGCUGUGGAUUAGCCUUAGCCGCUACGCCACGGUGGCGCAGUCAACCCACAGAACUCUGAGGGUGUUCCAGAACGCCCGCUUGUCUCGACGCAUCAGCCAAGUCACCUGGCUGGGCACUGUGCUGGUCAUUGGCACCCACAUGAUAUACAAAGAGGUCCGUGGCGCGGGGACGACAGGCAGCUGUUUCGACCACAUGAACAACCGGAAGAAGACAAACUCCAACAAGGUGUUUGCGGUCGGCCUGGUGAUCUUCUACCCCAUCCUGGUGGUGAUGCUGUGCAGCUACACCUUGCUGCUGUACCACCUCCAGCGCAUCCACCGCUCCAGCCAGGUGAGCCAGACGCAGGGGGCUGGUGGGGGUCUCAGGGUCAAGAAGAAGGUGCUGGUGUCCUUGCUGGUGUUCCUCGUCUGCUUCCUGCCAUACCACGUCCAGAGGAGCAUCAUGAUCCUCUCCCAUGGUCCCUGUGAGGUUGAGCAGGAGUACUUCCGGGUCAAGACCAACACCAUCCUGGUGGCGGCGUUCCACUGCUUCCUAAAUCCCGUUCUCUACCUGACAUUCCGAAUGGAAUGCUGCCGUGGCAUUAGAAGGAACUCGGGAGCUGGAAUCCAUGACACCACGCACACCACAGGGGAAUUGGCGACACCCACAUGAUUGGAAAAAAAAAACUUUAAAGACUAUGAUGUACCUCACAAAAAUAUGUUUAAUUGGUAUUCUGAAACUUUGUAUCAUAAAUUUCUUCCUAUAAAAUGCUGAAUAUGUUCAAAUGCUGAAAACAGUCCUAAACACACCGUUUUAGGCCAUGUUCCGUUGCAAUCUUGUGUAGUGCAUGUCCGUUUCGGAUUGUUUUGUGAAAUACCACUGGCAAACCUGACUCAAGCCUGUUACCUGUAAGCUUGGAAUGAAUGAAUAAAUGAAUGACAUUUGACAUUCACUCUUCCACAAGGAUAUGUAAGUAAGUACACAAAACUAAAAUAACCAGCCGAGAAAUAACUAAAUUUGAUGUGGGAGAUAUGAUAUAGGC
Molecule: messenger RNA, 2280 nt
Organism: Engraulis encrasicolus (European anchovy)
Lineage: Eukaryota; Metazoa; Chordata; Actinopteri; Clupeiformes; Engraulidae
Product: ovarian cancer G-protein coupled receptor 1-like
Exons: 2
Coding region: 894-1910 (338 amino acids)
Biological process (GO): G protein-coupled receptor signaling pathway
Cellular component (GO): plasma membrane
Molecular function (GO): G protein-coupled receptor activity
Source: RefSeq, a predicted model, not a curated record